UAAACUAAAAAGUUAUAUGAGAAAUUUAUGCAUUCACCUGUUUUGUAAAUGGUCAUGUUAAAUGAGUCAGAGUAAAACAUAGAAUCCUUUCAAAAUGAUGCUCUCAAGGAUGAAGCCGGCUGUUGGGCCAGGAGCAACAGCUGGUCCAAGUAAAGAAGCAAGUAAAAAGAAGAAAGUUCCCAAGUAUGAAGAUUUUUUAGAUGCUAGAGAUUAUACAGGAGCGAUAACUUUAUUGGAGUUUAACAGGGCCAGUGGUAAGGGUAAUGAAGAAACUGAUCUAUGGAUAGCUUACUGUGCCUUUCAUCUGGGUGAUUAUAAAAGAGCUAUGGAGGAAUAUGAACGAUUAACGAAACGAGGAAAUUGUCAACCUGAUGUUUGGACAUUUCUAGCAUGUGCUUACUUUUUUCUUGGAAUGUACCCACAAGCUCAAAAAGCUGUGGAAAAAGGUCCUAAAGGACAAUUGCAGAAUCGCAUGAAGUUUCAUUUAUCUCAUAAAUUUAACGAUGAAAGACAAUUAAUGGGAUUUCAUCAAAAUUUGCAAGAUGUUAUAGAAGAUCAGUUAUCUCUAGCAGCUAUUCAUUAUUUACGUAGUCAUUAUCAAGAGGCCAUAGAUAUCUAUAAACGGAUUUUGCUUGAUAACAGAGAUUAUUUGGCGCUAAAUGUGUAUGUAGCUUUAUGUUAUUAUAAGCUCGAUUAUUAUGAUGUCUCACAGGAAGUUUUAGCUGUAUAUCUGCAGACAUUUACUGACAGUGCUAUAGCAUUAAAUCUUAAAGCUUGCAAUCAUUUUCGACUUUAUAAUGGUAAAGCUGCUGAAGCUGAACUUAAAGCUCUACAAGAAAUGGCAUCACCUUCUUUUGUGUUUGCUAGAGAUUUGAUCAAACACAAUUUGGUUGUAUUUCGUAAUGGCGAAGGAUCUCUACAAGUAUUACCUCCUUUAAUAGAUGUUAUACCAGAAGCAAGACUUAACUUAGUCAUUUAUUAUCUUAAACAAGAUGACAUAAAUGAGGCAUAUAAUCUAGUAAAGGAGCUUGAACCCACAACUCCACAAGAAUAUAUUUUGAAAGGUGUUGUUAAUGCUACUUUAGGACAAGAAUCUGGCUCGAGAGAACAUUUGAAGAUAGCUCAACAAUAUUUUCAGUUAGUUGGUGGCUCAGCCAGUGAAUGUGACACUAUACCAGGAAGACAAUGUAUGGCAUCAUGUUUUUUCUUACUCAAACAAUUUGAAGAUGUACUGAUAUACUUUAAUUCUGUCAAGAGUUAUUUCUACAAUGAUGAUGCGUUUAAUUUUAACUAUGCUCAAGCUAAAGCUGCUGUUGGUAAUUAUAAGGAAUCAGAAGAGGUAUUUCUACUGAUACAAAGUGAUAAGAUGAAGAAUGACUACACCUAUUUAAGUUGGUUAGCACGAGUCUAUAUUAUGAAUCGUAAACCAAGAUUAGCCUGGGAAUUAUAUCUAAAAAUGGAAACUUCUGGUGAAUCUUUUAGUUUAUUACAACUUAUAGCUAAUGAUUGUUAUAAGAUGGGACAGUUUUAUUAUGCUGCUAAAGCUUUUGAUGUGUUAGAAAGAUUAGACCCUAAUCCAGAAUAUUGGGAGGGUAAAAGAGGAGCAUGUGUUGGUGUAUUUCAAUUAAUUAUAGCUGGACAUGAACAAAGAGAGUUAUUACGUGAUGUUAUUAAUAUGUUAAGAAAUACCAGUAAUCCUCAAGUAGAAUAUAUUAUUAGAACUAUGAAGAAAUGGGCUAAAGAUAAUAUGGUUCCAGUACCUUAAUAUAUUAAUAAACACUUACAGACUAUCUUGAAUUGUAUUAUAAGACAUUCCUUUAAUUUAUUGUUUAUAUUUUAUAAUCUUAAAGAGAUUUAAACAGAGUCUACUGUGUUUUGUAUGCAUAUCAGGGACACCUGACUAGAUUCUCUGUGAAUCAUAUGAUUUUUAAUUUCUCAUUUGUAGAACCAGUAUCUUUAACCCAAGAAAUACUUGAUCAGACUCAUGUUCCUUUAGAAACUUAUAUAUCGUCCAUAUUGACCAUUGGAACAGAGAUUUGACUUUGAUGUCUCAUAGUACAAAAACCAUUAAUUUGGCUUUUAUAAGGAAAUUUUUAAUUGAAUUACUGAUAACAAUUUGUUUAUUUAUUUAUUAAAAUCAGAACCAUUCAACCAUUUGCUGCUUUCGAUACAACAUUGCUGUCUUUGGGUUCCAUUCAUAACAUUAUCAAAUAAAAUGUAAAUCUCCAAUUUUUUUCUGCAUGCGAUUAACAAUCCAUGAUCCAUGGUCAUUUAAUAUUUACCAGUCAAAGCACCUUACUAUACAUGAUCAAUUUUAGAAUUGCCAAGCAUUGAUCUCUUCUAUUGAGUAACCACUUUUAACACUGUUUUCGAAAGAAGAAUGUCGUCCGAUUAUCUAUGGCAAAGAGUAGUAAAAUCAAAUUCCAAUAGAAAUAUUCAUGAAUACAUUGUAAUAAUAUAAUCAUUAUGGGAAUUCAUUCUUUCCAAAUCCAUCCCUUAUAAAAACCUAAUCCGUCCCUGUUUUGUUGUACAUGUAUUUUCUAUGAAAAUUCUUUGUUAAAAGAAUUAUAAAUUAAUAAAUCCAUUAAAUCUUAGAAAAGUGUU
Molecule: messenger RNA, 2604 nt
Organism: Lottia gigantea (owl limpet)
Lineage: Eukaryota; Metazoa; Mollusca; Gastropoda; Lottiidae
Exons: 16
Coding region: 95-1765 (556 amino acids)
Biological process (GO): intraciliary anterograde transport; intraciliary transport involved in cilium assembly
Cellular component (GO): ciliary basal body; ciliary base; intraciliary transport particle B
Molecular function (GO): protein binding; intraciliary transport particle B binding
Source: RefSeq, a predicted model, not a curated record